UGUGACUCUGCAAAACCCCGGGGCGGGGAUGACGGUGAUGAUGGCCGGGCCGGGAGGAAGUAAAGGGGCCCGGCUGGGCGCUGCCCUGCUCGGGGUGGAGCGGUGCGCUCGGCCGGGCCCGCAGCAGGAAGGACGAGCCCAGCUCCAGGCAGCAGCAGCCAUGGCCGAGCCCGGGGACCAGAGCAUCCACACGCAGCACAUCUCGGCCGUGCACAACGUGCCCAUGAGCGUCCUCAUCCGGCCCAUCCCUGCGCAGCUGGAGCCGGACAAGGUGCGGAGCCUGAUGGAGACCCUGCAGGAGGACCCCGAGCGGGUGCCCCCCAUCGACGUGCUCUGGAUCAAGGGCACCCAGGGCGGGGAUUACUUCUACUCCUUCGGGGGCUGUCACCGCUUCGCCGCCCACCAGGCGCUCAACCGGGAGACCAUCCCGGCCAAGAUCAUCCCGUCCACGCUCAGCGACCUCCGCACAUACCUGGGCUCUUCCACUCCGCUCCUGCGCUAGCCCCGGGCACCGGCGCGGCGCUGACAGCAGGCGGCGCUGUUGGGACGCGCUGAGCCGGUACCGGCCGCGGGGACGGGGACGGAACGGACGGGGAUGGAUCCGGUUGGGAUGGGAUGGAUGGGGAUAGGAUGAACAGGGAUGAAGAGGGGAUGGGAGAGGAUGGACCAGGACGGGAUGGGGUGAACUGGGAGGGAACAAGAUGAGAUGGAGCAGGUUGAACUUUGAUGGGAUGAGACAGGAUGAACUGGAAUGGGAUGGGAUGAACUAGGAUGAAAUGGAACAGGACAGGCUGAAUGAGGAUAGGAUGAACUGGGAUGGGUUGUAUUGGGAUGAUCUGAGACGUUCUGAACCAGGACGGGAUAGGACAGGCUAAACCGGGUCAUAGCUCAAUGGGGAUGGGCUCAACCAGGACAGGACUGAGUGAACCGGGGCAGAACUCAACCAGGAAUGGCUGAACCGGAACGAGUUGAAUCGGGGCACACUGGAACUGGGCCAGGUCACAGCCCAUCCAGGGCACCGCUGAACCAGGAAGGGACACGGGCAAACUGGGACACAGCCAAAGCAGGACGCAGCCAUACUGGGAAGAGGCACAGCUGAACCAAAUGGCCUGAACUGAAUGGCCAGUCUCCAUCGACUGUGGGCUCACACUGUGCCUGGGCUGUGCCUGCCCCAAAACCUUCCUGUCCCCAUCCCUGGACACAUCCCAUGGGGACACCCCUGCUGCACCUGGAAUAAAGGCAAUCAAACCCCA
Messenger RNA from Melopsittacus undulatus (budgerigar), 1253 nucleotides. It is a transcript of the gene SRXN1, whose product is annotated as sulfiredoxin 1. The record is from RefSeq and is a predicted model, not a curated record. Gene Ontology annotation, molecular function: sulfiredoxin activity. NCBI's taxonomy places the organism in Eukaryota, Metazoa, Chordata, Aves, Psittaciformes, Psittaculidae. Gene Ontology annotation, cellular component: cytoplasm. Gene Ontology annotation, biological process: cellular response to oxidative stress. Bases 29 to 502 code for a protein of 157 amino acids. The transcript is spliced from 2 exons.